GCUUGACCAUAAGCCCAAGACAACCACAACCACAUUCGGCUAUACCGUUCACUAAGUGGUUUCUAGAUGUCAGGAUGGCCGCCGUUACCACCCAACCCAAUGCUCAACGACACCUUGUGAUGCUAUUCAGCUGUGCCUCUGUUGACCUCUGAAUGCACGAAACCAAUAAUUUCACUAGCGGAGCCGCCAUGGACUUCAAUAAUCAAUAGCUUCACACAGCUGAAAGACUGCUUUGGGAGAUAUCAUUCACAAUGCCUUCCUCUUUCAUGGACAAUGACGGCCUUCGGUGGUAAGAGAGAUGGUUCAUUGAGAAGAAUGAAUUUUAUCACCAUCACCGCACACGCGAACCGCUACAUCAUCUCUCAACACUGCACCCUUUGAAGCUCUUCAACAUGACCACCAGCUCCCGCAAUACUGGAUAUCUGCCCGACAAUUUCAACCCCAACGACAAGCCUUACUACUAUGGCGGGAAAGGUUGGGAUACCAACAAGCUCAGAACCGUCGACCUUACCAAGAUCUACCCCGGUUCUCCUGUCUACGACCAACUGGACACCAAUUCCUGUGUGGCAAAUGCCACCGCUGCCGCUCUUUGGUACGAUGGCAAAAAGAGCCCAGGUAGACUGUCCCUGGACCCUUCGCGCCACUUCAUAUACUACAACACCCGCGCCAUCCAAGCUAUGGACAAACAAGGCCGCAUGAGACAGUGGCCCCAAAGAGUGGAGGACAAGGGCACAAACAUACGGGAAGCCAUGAGAGCUGUCAGCUACCUGGGCGUUGCCUCGGAAGCCUUUGAUCCUUGGAGAUACCAGGGUGGAACAGUACUCGGUCGCAAUGACAGGCCCGUCGACGCUGCCUACAUUGACGCCAAGCGCACCCACGGGUGGCCCAUGGAGUAUUGCCGGUUGGACCCAGAUCACACCGAGGCAACCGAGGGCAUGUUCACCGAUGCCCAGAAGACAGCUGUUGGCCUGAUGACCUUGACUCAUCUUAAACAGUGCCUCCAUGAGGGCUAUCCCGUCAUCUUUGGGUUCUACUACUACUGGGCCACCUUUGAGACCGAUGCCUCCCCAUCCGCAAAGCCAGACAACCCAGAGAACAAGGGAUUUGCGACCAUCAAGCCACUCAGCAAGCCCCAUCAACCCCAACCGAAUAACAUCGAGGAAGCUCAUGCUGUCUUGGCCGUUGCCUGGGAUGACGACAAGCAGCGUAUUCUUUGCAAGAAUUCGUGGGGCAAAGGUGACCAUCCUUACUUCUGGAUGCCUUAUCACUGGGUUAGCGACUUUCAGGCAACUGAUGACUUUUGGGUUAUCCGUACCAUUGAUCAAGCUGGGCCCAUUCUCGGUUCAGAAGUCGAAGUCAUCGGGAAAGAAUGGCACAUAAGCGACAUAGGCAGAUCUGGUCAGGACAAGGCCUCAAUCACCGCAAACAGUGUCAUUGCCACCGCGAUCCCUAACCCCAGCACUUUUGAUACCUUUUGGAUUACGCCUCAGGGACAAGUUGCCUCACGAACAUACUACGAGGGUGGGAACGGCUGGGCUCGUACGUACUCUCUGAUAGAGGCGAGCGAGGACCGUGCUGCUCUAGGAGCCAUUGCUGCCGUUCGCCGUAACGACGAGCAGACCGAUAUCUUCUGGAUCCACUCCAAUGGUGCUGUCCAUUGUUCAUAUCAUAACUACACUACACUACAAGGAUGGAAACGCGAUACAAUUGCCGGGCCUGGCAGUGCAUCUACGAAGGGUGGAAUUGCCGCCGUUACUCGAAUGAAGGGUCACCAGGAGAUGUGGUACAUUACUCCUGACGGUGCUGUCAAGGGCUGGUACUACUACGAAUCAGACCCAACGGGAUGGCACCAAUACGAGCUUGCACCUAGCAAAAGCGCACACCCGGAAAGCAACAUUACAGCCGCAUCGACAGCAGACGGCCGGUGGAUGUUUGUUUUCUGGGUCAGCCCCGAUGGGGUUCUGACAACGUGGGAAUUUAAGUCUGACGACGGACGGUCUUGGAUCGCCUCUGCCAUGAACGCCUAUGGUAAUCCCCACACCGCUGCCAUCCACACUCGAAUUUAUGCUGCGAACUUGAUAAAGGACACCAUUUGGGUGUUCUACAUGGAUCGAGAGGGCAACGUACAUGGGAGAUACAGGUUACAGACUAAUAGUGUACAUCUGCGUGACCAGAAAUGGGAGGAAAGAAGGGUGAGCGAUCACCCGGGGCGAGUGGAUAGCGGUUUGACAGUGGUGGCAGUAAGCGAUGAUUCUAUGGACGUCUUGUGGAUAGGCUCCGACAACUCGCUGGUUGUGGGAUCUAAUAGGGAUGGUUCGGGGCGGAGCUGGAGUGAAAAGGUUGUUGCGGGUUCAGGGAGCGUAAUGGCCGGGUCCCCGCUUGGAGCCUUUGCUCGUCUCAAGAAGAGUUACUCGGUGGCUUUUCAGGAUUACACCGGAAAGAUCAUACUGGCGGAUUAUCAUGAGUGAAGGAACUUAUUGUCCUAGGUAAGCCACGCCAUGAAGUUGAGUUGGUUUUGGGGAUCCAGUGAGGAUACCCGUGAGUGGUGGUGAGCCUUUUCCUCGCAACACCCAUUGCAAGAGAGUGGGUGUUGCGAGAACCGCCGGGCCUCACCAUAAUGCACGGGUAGGUGUCUUCUUUGCUUAUCUUAAU
Molecule: messenger RNA, 2652 nt
Organism: Neurospora tetraspora
Lineage: Eukaryota; Fungi; Ascomycota; Sordariomycetes; Sordariales; Sordariaceae
Exons: 2
Coding region: 393-2468 (691 amino acids)
Source: RefSeq, a predicted model, not a curated record